Molecule: messenger RNA, 471 nt
Organism: Phytophthora infestans T30-4
Lineage: Eukaryota; Oomycota; Peronosporomycetes; Peronosporales; Peronosporaceae
Exons: 3
Coding region: 1-471 (156 amino acids)
Source: RefSeq, a predicted model, not a curated record
AUGAACAAUGCACCAUCUGAGAGCGAUCGACCAGGACGCCGGCUUUCGCGCUCUCUUCGAGGUCGUACCUACAGCCGGAAGCAUGAGCGGCGCGCCUCAGUCACUUCGUCAUCGGACUCUUCAUCGUCUCGCAGCAGGAGCAGAUCCUCGAGCUCGAGUGACAAGAGCAGGAAGGAGAGGAAGAGAUCGCAUCAUUUGAAGAAGAAGAAAAAGCAUCACAGCUCUGAAGACAAGAAGCUCAAACGUAAGUCCUCCGAGUCCAAAAAGAAACGAAAGAAGAAGGACAAAAGACGUCGCAGUAGACACGGACACGACGACAGCUCGUCGUCUUCGUCGUCGGACUCGGACACCGUCCGUAGCGCCAUUUCGGGCAAGAAAAUCAAGCGCAAACUGGAUCGUUCGGCCGCAGACGUGCAGAACCAAAAGAGUCGCCAACAGUUGCUACAGUUCUACAACGGUAUGUUUGACUAG